GGUGUCGAUGGGGGAGGCGAGAGGGUGCGCGAGGCGUAUUGAUCGGCGGCGGGGCCCGACGUCACGACUGGCAAGGGCGCAUCCGAGGGUAGCUAGGCGGCGGCGCGCACAUGCGCCCCGCGUGCAACGGCACGCGAUCGACCGCCGCCGCAGCCGCCAUCGCCCCCAACGCGAUCGCACUGGCAGCGUCACUCAGUUAGUGUCAAAGCCAGGCAGUCGAAUACGGAGACCUUUGCUGCCCCAAAACGCGUUCGCAGCUCGUGCCAGUGUGAGAGGUAAAUAAAGUCAUCAAGUUGAGGAGGCGGCAGCGUGAGGUCGUGAUGCCUCGCGAUGUGUAAACACCGCGCGAAAGUGUAAUAGCCACCCCCCAACACUGUGUGUGACCGGACAUACCUACUCGCCACCAUGGGUACCGUGCUGUCGUUCUCGCCGCGCUCGGGUGGCGGCUCCGUUGACCAUCAACGCGGACGCCCCGUCUACACCUCCACCACCACCACCUCGUCGGCGGCAGCGGGUGACUUUACGCUGCAAUCGCUCAACAAUCUCAACAACUACUCCUACGAGCAGCUGAACAACGUCAAGAAUCGCUCGCUGACGGCUGGUGGAGGUGCAGCCGUCGUGGGCGGUGGGGGUGGUGCGGCCGACAACCGCGAGAACAAGCAGCCGUUCGUCAACAAUCUCCACCACCACCACAACAACAACAACAAUAACAACAAUGACAAUCUACGCGUGAUCUCGGAGAAGAGCGCGUUGGAGCGGCAGCAGGCGGCGCAGCUGAAGAAGCACUCGUCGCUCUUCAUCAACGCGCUCUCGUGGAAGCGGUUCUCGUCCACGGGCAACAAGAAGAAGGAGGCCAGCCAGGCGAACAACAAUGUGGCGCCCAACAACAACGCCAAGCACAAGCGCCAGCCGCUCCUGGACGCGAACGCCGAGAAGAACAAGAACGUCGCCGGGAUCUACUAUUCGGCGGCGAUGACGGCGCCCGCCGCCAAGAAUCUGGAUAUCGUGCGCGUGAACAACGCCAACAACAUACACCACCACCAUCAUCCGCACCAGCAUCCGCACGCGCAGCUGCAAUUGCAGGCGGUCAACAACGAUAAGAACCGCGUGAUCAAUUUGAAUGCGGGCGCGCGUCCCGCUUGUCUGCAGGCGCCGCCGCCCCAGCACCAGUUGCUGCCCGCGCAGCCGCAGCCAUCCGCCGGCAAGGAGAUGGUCGCCGGCGGGGGUGGCGGUGGACGCAAGACCGUCAUCCAGGCGUCAACAUCGGAGUUGCUCAAAUGUCUCGGGAUGUACCUGCACGCCAAGUGCUAUCGCCUGCGCGACUUCCAGGCGGGCGACGCCGUCAUGUGGCUGCGUACCGUCGACCGCAGUCUCCUCCUGCAAGGCUGGCAGGACGUGGCGUUCAUCAAUCCGGCCAACGUGGUGUUCGUCUACAUGCUGGUGCGCGACCUCGUCGGUGGCGAGCCGGACGACGAUGGCGGCGGCGGCGGCAGCCCGGCGGCGGGCAUCACCAGCGAGCAGGAUCUGCAGGCCGUCGUGCUCACCUGCCUCUACCUCUCGUACGCCUACAUGGGCAACGAGAUCUCCUACCCGCUGAAGCCGUUCCUCGUCGAAGACUCCAAGGAGCGCUUCUGGGACCGCUGCCUGCACAUCGUCGACAAGCUGUCCGCGCAGAUGUUGCGCAUCAACGCCGAGCCCGGCUACUUCACCGAGAUCUUCACCGAGCUGAAGGCGUGCGGCGGUGCGUUCGCCGCCACCACCAACAACAACAACAACGCCGCCGGUGGGCAGGCGGCCGCCAGCAUUCUCGUCGGCACCACCGCCGUGCCGGUGGUCUCGUGCAACGCCGGCGCCAACGCCGCCAAUAACAACACCGCCCUCGCGCAGCACGCAUAAUCGCUGCGCAAGUCAAACGUCUUCUCAAACUACGCGACGCUAGGCUAAGGACACAAACCACGUAAAACGUAAAUAUGGUACAUUUAAAGAAGUACAUAUAAUGUUAACGAUAUAUAUAUAUGAAUUAAUUAAUGCAUAAGAAAAUUAUGAAAGUGAUAGGUAAUUAACGUCGUCGUCGUCGUAAAUUCUCAUUGACUUAGAAAAUUUCUCUCAUUUUGUUGCAUAACAUGUUUGGAUAUGGUUCGGGCCAAUGUGCAAUACAAUUCGCGAGCGGGGGCCGCCGCGCGCGCGUCGCCGCGUGCCCCGCAUUGCGCUAAACUUAACUUAUUAUUACUUUAAGAGACAAACAAGAAGGUAAACCAACAAUUGUAACAUUCCCACCUCGAUAUCGUUCCACGAUGAAUAUUAUUAAAUAAAUGCCAUUUGAAACAAAAAAAA
Messenger RNA from Dalotia coriaria, 2334 nucleotides. Its product is annotated as cyclin-dependent kinase 5 activator 2. The transcript is spliced from 2 exons. Gene Ontology annotation, molecular function: cyclin-dependent protein serine/threonine kinase activator activity; protein kinase binding. Gene Ontology annotation, cellular component: cytoplasm; protein kinase 5 complex; growth cone. The record is from RefSeq and is a predicted model, not a curated record. Bases 406 to 1896 code for a protein of 496 amino acids. Gene Ontology annotation, biological process: axon guidance. NCBI's taxonomy places the organism in Eukaryota, Metazoa, Arthropoda, Insecta, Coleoptera, Staphylinidae.